AUGGAACUGGUGACUGCGGGCGCAGUUUGUAAAGGCGUAUUUAGGACGCAAGGGCCCUUGGCGGAUCUAUUGGGGCAAAAAGUCUCAGCCGCUGGGCGGAAUGUGUGGUGGAGAGAAUGGUACAAGCUGACUGGGUAUGGUGAAGGUGAAGAUGAGCAGCAACAGACCAAACUAGCGGACUCGGAAGAAUCAAAAGCAAAGGAGCAGCAAAGUUUGAAAGUCUUUUGCCGUUCUCCUUUCAUUUUCUUUGUAUACGGUCAAGCGAACCCUUGUCUUUCCUCCAAAAGCUUGUUGGUUCCACCCGCAGGCGGUCUCUCUUUCUCUUAUGCAUCUAUAUCACUCUUUAUCUACGCUGGUCGUUCUGCUGCUUUCAUCAUGGCUUCAGCUUUCGAACGUCCUGCUGCUAGACCACUACGACGGGUGGCUAACCCAUCUACUCUUUCUCUUGAAAUCCUCCCCCGACAUCCUCAUUCCUCCAUCCAGUCAAGUCUCAGCAAACGACUCUCACCCCAUCCGAACACCCUGCGUUAUAACGACUCUUUUCGUCUAAUACUAUCUGCUUAUAAUGAAACUUUCCAUCUACACCUGCGUCCUAAUGACCACCUCGUUCACUCUGCUGCUAGGAUUCACUACUAUACAACCACAUCGGACGGACGGGAGGUUCUAAGUCACACUGUGCCUUUGUUGCGUGAGACUGUAAAGGCUUACCUCGGGGAGGUCGUCGCGGCGGACCAUUCACCAGCUCGCAUGCGUCAAGAUGCUGCUCAUGUCGUGCCCCAACCGCACCCAGCCGAUCUUGGUUGGGCGCGCAUCAUGGUUUACGAACAAGGCGACACCGAUCGUGGUAUCGCUCCCCUAUUCGAAGGCGCCUUCUCUGCCAACGGCAUCAUAUACCACAUCAUGACCAAGGAAAACUAUUUACGCAACAAGCUUGAGCUUGAUCCACAGCUUACCGAGCCCGUGGACGAGACGGACGCUAACCUCGUCAUCUGGAGGGAAUCUGAUGUUAUGACGCAUGAGGAAGAGCAUUUCGCCAAGACUGGGGAAAUUUAUGCUUCGGAAAACGUCGUCGCCACGCCCCAAUCGUGUGGUCAUGAUAGACUUGACUAUAAUUCUCCUUCACAGAACCCUAUGUUAAGCACACCUCCACCACUCACCUGGACCGAUCGCCUCCUUGUGCCAUUUCUUAAUGACACCCUGUAUCGACGAGAUGAUGUUCCGACAGGGAACGGUGGGAUGAAUUCCAAUUUCAUCAAUUCUAUCGGUUCGACUGCAGGUUGCCCAACUACCCAAAAAGUGCUCUAUAUGGGUGUUGCUGCCGAUUGUGUAUAUGUCGCGAAUGCCAAAACACAAGAAGCGGCCACACAGCAGAUACUGAAUAAUUGGAAUAGCGCAAGUGCUUUGUACAAAAGCACCUUUAACGUCAGCCUAGGGAUUGCCGAACUCCAAGUUCGUAGCGCAGUAUGUCCGACAACGGUCAACGCCGACAAUAUUUGGAAUCUACCCUGCAGUGGCGCCGAGCUUGACACCAGACUUUCUCUUUUCUCUCAAUGGAGAGGGGCCAAGGGUAACGAUAACAUUGGUUUAUGGCAUUUGAUGAGUGGGUGCCCCACCGGAUCGGAAGUUGGAAUUGCAUGGCUUGCAACUUUAUGCCAACAAGAUGCCACUGGAAGUGCACCUUCUGUCGUUUCGGGAACCGCUGUCUCUACUGGUGGACGUACAGAGUGGCAAGUCGUUGCUCACGAAAUCGGGCACAACUUUGGUGCUAUUCACGACUGCGCCGAUGGUUGCACGACAAGCUCAUCAUGUUGCCCGCUCACGACUACGACAUGCAAUGCCAACGCGCAAUUCAUCAUGAGCCCCGUUGCUCAGUCUGGCGAAACUGUUUUUUCACAGUGCACGAUCGGUAAUAUCUGCUCUGUGAUGAGAGGCGCUGGUGGAAGCAAGGUUACAACCACCUGUUUGGUCGAUCCUGAUCCUUCGCGGACCACUAUCUCGCUCCAGAUGUGUGGCAAUGGGAUCGUCGAGACUGGUGAAGAUUGCGACCCAGGAGUUGGGUCAAAUUCUACCUGCUGUGACGUCAAGACCUGCAAGUUCAAGAAUAAUGCAUUGUGUGAUCCAGACAGUAGCGCUUGCUGUACGGCGCAGUGUACGUUUGCCCCAUCUACGCAAGUCUGCCGCCCGUCUCGCGACACGCUGUGUGAUACCGCUGAGAUGUGCACUGGCAACUCUUCCUCAUGUCCGACCGAUGUUGUGGCUCCCAAUGAGCUGUGGGAGCAACGGUUUGGCGUGUGCCAGCGGCCUUUGCACAGCGUUGGCGCUUCGAUGGGUCUCAAGGCCGCUUGUCCCGACCGCAACGAUCAAUCAUGUCAGAUCUCAUGUCAAGACCCCACUAACGCAGGAGCUUGCAUAAGACUGACAUCCCUGCUUAUCGACGGAUCUCCCUGCGGAUACGCCGGUACUUGUCUGUCUGGCAAGUGCCAAUCUGCUGGAUUUUUAGAUACAGCAAAGGCGUGGUAUGUUCAGAAUCUGCAGAUCUCAAUUCCGAUAACCGUCGUCGCCGGUCUGGUGGCGAUUCUACUUUUAUGGGCUAUCUUUAGAGCGAUGUCACGAUGCUGCGGUUCAAGACAGCAGCCGCGUUCAAGAGCUGUGCUAGCUGUCCCACCAGGCCCAAUGACACGAACGGCAACACAUGAGAGAUUAGCUAGCUUUGAUCCUCGUACAGGCUCUGACAGACCUGGGGGCUCGCGCACAUUACCAGGAUCAACUACCUCUUAUACGCGCGUGCCGCCCGCUGCACAUGACCGAAUGGGCUCAGGUGGCAGUGCUGAGCUCAGAUACAACUAUGCAGCCAAUAAUCGCAUGGAUUGGGUGGACGACAGCGCAUAUAAUGGACCAAGACGGUAUUAA
Psilocybe cubensis is the source of this 2910-nucleotide messenger RNA. RefSeq lists its product as uncharacterized. The coding region runs from base 1 to 2910 and encodes 969 amino acids. Lineage: Eukaryota; Fungi; Basidiomycota; Agaricomycetes; Agaricales; Agrocybaceae. The transcript has 18 exons. The record is from RefSeq and is a predicted model, not a curated record. Gene Ontology annotation, biological process: proteolysis. Gene Ontology annotation, molecular function: metalloendopeptidase activity.